This is a messenger RNA of Hydractinia symbiolongicarpus, 1981 nucleotides long. RefSeq names its product uridine-cytidine kinase-like 1. Bases 112 to 1515 code for a protein of 467 amino acids. NCBI's taxonomy places the organism in Eukaryota, Metazoa, Cnidaria, Hydrozoa, Anthoathecata, Hydractiniidae. Gene Ontology annotation, cellular component: cytoplasm. Gene Ontology annotation, molecular function: ATP binding; kinase activity. The record is from RefSeq and is a predicted model, not a curated record. The transcript is spliced from 20 exons.
UUUUAUUUGAAGUCAUAACUUUAAACUUUCUCUGUAUUUUACAUAAUUUUCAACAUUUUGCUGCUGCUGUGAGAUACUUUAUCUUAAGCUUACCUCUCGUGACAAAAAAAGAUGUCAAUGCAAAAGAAAGCUAAACCUAGGUCCAUCUGUUAUACAGCAGGUCGGCCACCAUGGUACAAUUCUCAUGGACACUUAACUGAAGCAUUUCUUAUUGGAAUAUGUGGAGGCAGUGCAUCUGGUAAAACUACUGUAGCUAGAAAAAUAAUCACACAACUGGGAGUACCCUGGGUUGUUAUUAUUUCACUGGAUUCAUUCUAUAAGGUAUUAACUCCAGAGCAACAUAAAGCUGCAGAAAGAGCAGAAUACAAUUUUGAUCAUGCUGAUGCUUUUGAUUGGGAGCUUGCAUGUUCAACUUUAAAAAAACUGAAAGAUGGAAAAAGUGCCAAGAUUCCUGUCUACGAUUUUUCAACACACAGUAGACUUUCAAAAGAAAAAACAGUUUAUGGUGCAAAUGUUAUCAUAUUUGAAGGAAUUAUGACUUUUGCUUGUGAAGAGUUACUAAAGUUGUUUGACAUGAAGAUCUUUGUUGAUACAGAUGAUGAUAUACGGUUAGCUAGAAGACUACGACGCGAUAUUAAAGAACGUGAUCGUGAAAUAACAAGUAUUUUAAAACAGUAUGAUAAAUUUGUGAAACCUAUGUUUGAGAAGUUUAUUGCUCCUUCCAUGAAAGAGGCUGAUCUUGUUGUUCCAUGGGAGGGUGAAAAUUUAGUUGCUAUUAAUCUUAUCGUCCAACAUGUUUCUAAUCAGCUCGAAAAGAGAGGAUUCAAUUUUAGGUCAGAACUUAUUAUGAAUCACAAAGGACAACCACUACCAGCUAAUUUGGAAGUUGUUGAAAAUACACCUCAAGUAAGAGGGUUACAGGCGAUCAUCAGAGAUCGCAAUGCACAUCGAGAUGAUUUUGUGUUUUAUUCACAACGACUGAUGCGAAUAUUAAUGGAAAAAACAAUGUCGCUCUUGCCUUUUGAGCCGUAUGUAUGUGAGACACCACAAGGUACGGAAUAUUCUGGAGUACGAUUCAGUGGCUCGCUAUGUGGCGUAUCAAUCUUGCGAGCUGGAGAGGCUUUAGAAGAUGCACUUGUUUCUGUCUGUAAAGACGUGAAGAUUGGUAAAAUCCUCAUUCAAACUAAUAUACACACAACGGAACCAGAGCUUCACUACCUUCGUCUUCCAAGAGAUAUUGAAAAAUAUCAAGUCAUUUUGAUGGAUGCCACGGUCGCUACUGGCGCAGCAGCUUUGAUGGCAAUACGUAUUUUACUGGAUCACGACGUAAGGGAAGAAAACAUCACUUUUGUCUCACUGAUCAUGGCUCAAGCAGGCGUGAAUACAAUAUCCUGUGCUUUUCCAAAAGUGAAGAUUGUCACCACUUCUGUGGAUAAAGAUAUGAACGAUAAGUUUCACAUUGUACCAGGGAUAGGAAAUUUCGGUAACCGUUACUUUGGCACAGAAUUGGAGUAAAAUCCACAUUUGUUGUUGCUUAGUUUUAUUGUUACUUUUUGUAUAAUUUAGCCAUGGAAAUUUUUAUCUAAAUUUAGUAUGUAUAAAACGUCGGUUUAUAUUUUUUAUCUACACUUCAGUAAAAAUAUAAAGUUUUUAUUUUUAAAGGAUUUGUGUAAUGUGUUAAUGUGUAUAAUCUCUCUAUUAUAUAUGAACGGAUUUCAGGAGUUUUUUCUCCCAAUAGUAAAACGGGUUAAAACUCCCCUAUUCGUAUGUUAUUUCUGAUGCUCAUCUUGCCAUUUAAACGAAAAGAAGCGCCAGUAAAGCGUUGUUUCCAUUUGACUGCGUUUUUCGCCAUAGCGCGAAAAGCUCACGAGCUUUAUUGUUAGCGCAUGCGCACUUGGACAACUUUUUAAUUUCUUUAAAUUACGCACGAGCUAACAAAGAAGCUCGUGAGUUUUUUCGCUAUAGCGGAAAUACAACCAAA